Juglans microcarpa x Juglans regia is the source of this 1725-nucleotide messenger RNA. Its product is annotated as plant cysteine oxidase 4-like. The record is from RefSeq and is a predicted model, not a curated record. Gene Ontology annotation, molecular function: oxidoreductase activity, acting on single donors with incorporation of molecular oxygen, incorporation of two atoms of oxygen. Lineage: Eukaryota; Viridiplantae; Streptophyta; Magnoliopsida; Fagales; Juglandaceae. The transcript has 6 exons. The coding region runs from base 528 to 1277 and encodes 249 amino acids.
GUGACGUCGUUUCAGAAUGGCAUCAUUAUUUUCAUUUCUUGUUAAAAGUCCUCUCUCCUGAAACUCCCGUCUUCUUCCUCACAGACAGUCCUUUCUGAUCUCUGUCUCAGAGAAGAACCUCAGAGAUUAUAAUUGGAGCAUUAAGAAUGGUUCUUCAUUGUACGUCUGCCCAUUUUGAGAGAAAACAGACGUAUGAACUAGAGUUGUUUCUAAUAUUUUCAGAAAUUUACGACAUGAUGCUUUCGUUACGUUGGUUUGCUAGGUGCUUUGAGCUAACCUUGGACGGGGUUAACUGACUACCAUGCAUAUCUAUUGCUGUCCCUUGGGUUCACGUAGGGCUGGAUUUUGGAAUUGUUGCAGAGAAAGAAAGUUGUUUUUUAAUGCACUUGCUUAACCCGGAGCAACCCAAUUGGUUCUUAUGAUUUAGAUGCUUGAUCUACUCCACUGUUUUGGUUACCGAUAAUUAAGAAUUCAGUUACUGGGAUAUUCAGAUCAAUUCAUUGUUAGACUGCUACGUUCUUCAUACCAUGCCAGUUGUUCAGAAGCUAUAUGACGCCUGCAAGGUGUCAUUCUCUAAUGAUGGUCCGGUAUCGGAAGAAGCUCUUCGAAAAGUUCGUUCUAGUUUAGAUGAAUUGAAGCCUUCUAAUGUGGGUCUCGAGCAGGAGGCACAAUUAGCACGUCAAUGGAAAGCUUCUGUGAAAGGUAGCAAUGGGAAAAAAGGGCGUAAUGGGCCUAAUGGCUGUCAUCAGUGGCCACCACCAAUUAAAUAUCUGCACUUGCAUGAAUGUGCCAAAUUGUCUAUUGGAAUUUUCUGCAUGCUACCUGGCUCUAUCAUACCGCUUCAUAAUCAUCCUGGAAUGACUGUGUUGAGCAAGCUUCUUUAUGGCUCGUUACACGUGAGGUCAUAUGAUUGGCUUGAUAUUCCCGGUUCAGGUUCUGCAGAUCUAUCUCAAGCCAGACCUGCUAAACUUGUUAGAGAUUGUGAGAUGAGUGCACCUUGUGAUACAACAAUCCUACAUCCAAGCAGCGGUGGCAAUAUUCACUGUUUUAAAGCCUUGACUCCCUGCGCUAUCUUCGAUAUCCUUUCACCCCCAUACUCCUCGGAAGAUGGCCGGCACUGCUCUUAUUUCAGGAAAUCCCCUAGGAGAGAUCUACCAGAUAUUGAUGAACUAUGUGGUAUAGAACCUUCUGAAGUGGCUUGGCUGGAAGAGAUUCAACCUCCUGAAAACUUGGUGGUCCAGAGGGGGCUGUACAGGGGUCCCGUUAUUAGAAGUUGAAGCGGUUUUUGGAUGAUUGCAAGUACCAAAACUACUAGUUAUGUCGGCCAAACAAAUGAGUCAGUGAGGAGAUUGCUGGAGCGUUUGCCAUCGACGGCCGUGGCAAUAAUUGCUGGGAUGUUGGCAAUAACUGCUGUCAUUCCCAUUGGGAGGCAUUUGAUUGUACAUAUCUCUUAAGUUGGCUUGGCGACUAAAAGUCUUUUACAAUGCUGUGAUUGUUUCUUUAUUGUAACAAGUGGCGUUCAGAUACUCGACUUGCAGUUGGAUUUUGACCAUCUUUCGAAGUUUUCUGUUCUGUGAAUACCGUUGUAUUUUCAGAAGCUGUUUGUGUCAGCAUGCAUCUUUCGAGUGAUUGAUGCCAUUUCUACAACUCUUUUCUGGUGUGCCGUCUGUAAAUAUAUACAAUUAAUGAAAGGAAGAAAACCAGCAAGCAUGCAUCUUAAAUAGA